Molecule: messenger RNA, 1329 nt
Organism: Plasmodium fragile
Lineage: Eukaryota; Apicomplexa; Aconoidasida; Haemosporida; Plasmodiidae
Exons: 3
Coding region: 1-1329 (442 amino acids)
Source: RefSeq, a predicted model, not a curated record
AUGAACGUCGCGUUGAAGGCAACUCUGUAUGACAGAUCUCGCUUGAAAAAAUGGCACAAGGACAGCGGCGAUGACGACGCGUUUGAUGACGAGGAGGAAACGGACGCAGAAGCCACCGUAGUGAAUAAAGAAGGAAGCUUUUACAAAAAGUUAUACGCCCUCAUCGAGUCCAAAUCGACCUACAUCAAUUUGGUCCUAAAGUGCAGGACUGAUAAGGACAGCGAAAACGCCACUGCCCAGAAGAAGCGGUACCUUAGGGCCAAUCGGAAGUCCCAGGAUGAGGAGAAGGCCGAGAGGGAGAAUGCCUUAAAUACGAUUAGGGAAAUAGUCAAGAGGAAGUUUCCAAAGCGCGCUGAGGAAAAGAUAGACUUGUACUUGAAGGAAGUUAUAGGAAACCCGCCCCCCGAGAACUGUGCCCUUCACAAGACCCUCUACCAAAGAAACCAAGCCAACCUCUUCGUGAAGCACAACCUACUCAGCUACCUCCUAAAUUUCGUGGACAACAAAACUCUCAUGAAACUCAAGGAGUGCUCAAAGGUAGACAACGAAGUGGUAAGUCUGUACCUCCGAAAAAUACUCCACACCUUAUCCUUCAAGGAUGACGAAAUAAAGGCCAAUAUACACUACUGGAGAAAUGUCGUUAAUUAUUUUUUUUGCAAAACGGGUACCCUCAAACCAAUGGACAGAAAUAAUUACCCACCUGUCACCAAAGAGUUCGAAAAGAACAAAAGCUUCUGUGUAAUUACAGAAGAUUCUAUGGAUUCAAAAGUUUAUAUCAGCCUAGACUACUUCAAUGACAAAUUGAUAAAAUCCUGUACACAUACAAAUCCUCUUCCCCACACAUGUGAAGAUACGAACGUACCAAAAGGAGUAGAAGUUAUUUUAAAAAGUGAAAAAAUCUCAAUUGUCGAUUUUGUUGAAGAAUAUUAUAAAAGACUCAUAGUUAAUGAUGAUGAGCUGAUGUGGCACAUAUGCCAUUUCAGAAAAUCUCGCAAAUUUUUAACUCUGCUUCUCCUAGAGUACCUCAAGUGUAUGAUCCAUGUACUCGAUAAAUACAGUGGCAAUUUUGUUUUUAAAAAAACAGAGUACUUGGUCAACUGUGGUCACCAUAUUACACACCGAAUUUGGAUCCAAAUGUUUUAUGACUAUGGGUAUGAAACACUAACCAAUCAGAAAGAGCAAAAGGGAGACGUCAACAGGGGGCACAAGACUACUGCGGGGUUCCCCAAACGUGAUAAUACUAAACAGAAGAAUGAAGCACACACGGAUAGCACAAUCAAUAAGACACUCUACCUAACCAUUGCUGAUCAUUUCAAGUGGGAUGCAUAG